Rhinocladiella mackenziei CBS 650.93 is the source of this 1128-nucleotide messenger RNA. RefSeq lists its product as uncharacterized. Bases 1 to 1128 code for a protein of 375 amino acids. NCBI's taxonomy places the organism in Eukaryota, Fungi, Ascomycota, Eurotiomycetes, Chaetothyriales, Herpotrichiellaceae. Gene Ontology annotation, molecular function: transmembrane transporter activity. The record is from RefSeq and is a predicted model, not a curated record. Gene Ontology annotation, biological process: transmembrane transport. The transcript has 2 exons.
AUGCCAGUCACGGGAGCGACCUCGCCAGCCUUGCAGAACCCCUUUGACAAAAUAUCCGUCUCCGACCGAUCCACCAUCGCCGACGAGCAAUCUCAUGAAAAAGAGAAACCCCUCCGCGACCUUCCUGGUGAGAAGGAAAGAGCCUUGAGCGUCUCCGGGCCCGAAUUGGCCGGAUACAAUAUCGAUGGCGGUCGGUCCAAACGCGCCGACAGCACGGUCGAACUCACCGAGGAAGAUGCAUAUGAUAAAUUGGGCUUCUGCUUCCCUACAUGGAAGAAGUGUAUGAUUCUCUUUAUCAUCCUCCUCAUCCAGACGUCCAUGAACCUCAAUGCCAGCAUCUACGCCAACGGAGUUGACGCUAUGGUGGAGAAAUACACCAUAUCUAAACAAAAAGCCCGAGUUGGACAGAUGAUCUUCCUUGUCUGCUAUGCCUUCGGCUGUGAAUUAUGGGCGCCUUGGUCUGAAGAAUUAGGGCGCUGGCCUAUUUCUCCCUUGGCCCCGAAUUUUGGGUCGAUCGUGGUCGCCAGAGCUCUAGCGGGCCUCUCUACAGCCGGCGGUUCGGUCACCUUGGGAGUGAUUGCCGAUCUAUACCAACCGGAAGACUCAGGUUUUCAAUUCGCUGUCGCCUUUGUCGUCCUUUCAUCCGUGGGCGGAGCACCGGUCGGCGCGGUUGUGGGCGGCUUUGUCGGCCAAUUCCUGCCCCUCCCCUGGAUUUUCUGGAUGCAACUCUGCAUCGGUGGCGCCGUACAGAUUAUCCACUUCUUCCUCGUGCCGGAAACACGAGCUACGAUUCUUCUCGACCGCGAGGCCAAAAAGCGCCGUAAGAAUGGCGAAUCAAACAUCUACGGACCUGACGAGCUCAAAUCUCCGCGUAUCCCAAUAAGGGAGUUCCUCAGGAUCUGGGCUCGCCCGUUCCAGAUGUUUCUCACCGAGCCGAUCGUCCUAUUCUUGUCACUGCUCAGUGGCUUUAGCGAUGCACUGCUUUUCACCUUUUUGGAAGCAUUCACGCCGGUCUUUGAACAAUGGAAUUUCCAGCCAUAUCAGGUUGGGCUGGCCUUUCUCUCGCAAGUGAUCCCUUCCUUCCCAGUCAAAAGUGUCUGUGGAGUUUUGUCGGAAGCCCGAGUCUGA